UUAGCUGCUUCAACGUGCUACGGAAGAUCAACAAGCUUGCCUUCGAAUUGAAGGAAGCCAUGGGAAAACUAAUUUCCCGGUGCAACCUUUGUGCUUUCCUCUUUCUCUGUGCGAUCAUUGCUCUGUUUUCCAAAAAUUCAUCAGCAACUGAUAGCAUAAAGGCAGGGGAAUUCAUCAAUGCCAGUACCCAGAUAUUAGUUUCAGCUAAACAAAAGUUCGUAUUGGGUAUGUUCAAUCCUAAGGACUCCAAAUUUCAUUACUUGGGAAUAUGGUACAACAACAUUCCGCAAACCAUCGUGUGGGUAGCAAACAGGGACAAGCCGCUUGUAAAUUCCUCUGCCGGAUUAACAUUCAAUGGAGGAAACCUGAUUCUUCAGAGUGAAAGAGAUGAAAUUCUGUGGUCUACCACUUCUUCUGAACCUGCGGAAAACCAAAUCGCUCAACUACAAGAUAAUGGUAAUUUGGUUAUAAGAUCUUGGUCUGAGAAUUAUGUGUGGCAGAGUUUUGAUUACCCCACUGAUACUCUAUUACCUGGCAUGAAACUGGGUUGGGACUCAAAAACCGGCCUAAACAGAACGUUAAAAUCAUGGAGAAACCAAAACGACCCGUCAUCUGGGGAGUUCAGUUUCGGAAUUCAAUUGGAUGGGCUUCCCCAAUUAGUACUUCACAAAGGGCAGGUCAUAAAGUACCGAACCGGCCCCUGGUUUAAUGGUAGGUUUAGUGGUAGUGAUCCACUGGGAGAUACCGCAGUUUAUUCUACAAAGUUUGCAUAUAGCGCCGGUGAAGUAGCUUAUUCAUACGAAGCUAUAAGCAGUCUGGAUAUAAUAUUUCAACUCAACUCAACCGGGAUUUUGCUGAUACUUCAUUGGGAUGAUGGUAAAAAAUAUUGGCAUCUUAAGUAUACAUUGGCAAAUGACCCUUGUGACCAGUAUGGACUCUGUGGGAAUUUUGGAUAUUGUGACUCCCUCACAGUAAACUGCAAUUGUCUAGAUGGGUUUCAACCCAAAUCCCGUGAUGAUUGGGAAAAGUUUAGAUGGUCUGAUUGGUGCGUUAGAAAGGACAAUCGAACAUGUAAAAAUGGAGAGAGGUUUAAAAGAAUAAGCAACGUGAAAUUGCCAGAUUCUUCAGGGUAUUUGGUGAAUGUUACUACAAGCAUUGAUGAUUGCGAGACGGUGUGUUUAAACAACUGCUCUUGCUUGGCCUAUGGUACAAUGGAACUUUCCACAGGCGGGUAUGGCUGCGUCACUUGGUUUCAGAAACUGAUUGAUAUUACAACCGUUCCAGCUUGGAAUGGACAAAAUCUCUAUUUAAGAGUUGCGGCAGACUCGGUUGACAGUUGGAAGCUUAUAGUUGGGGUCACUGUGUCUGUGGCUUCAUUGAUAGGCUUCUUGGUUAUAGUGGUUUGCUUUAACCGCUGGCGUAGAAGGAAAGUUAAAAUCACUACAUAUGAGUUUCAAGCUCAAGAAAAUGAUGAAGUUGAGAUGCCACUCUUUGAUUUUACUGAGAUUGAGGUUGCCACAAACAAUUUCUCUUUUCAUAAUAAGAUCGGUGAAGGUGGUUUUGGUCCUGUAUACAAGGGAAAGCUUUCAAAUGGAAAAAAAAUAGCAGUAAAAAAGCUGGCAGAGGGUUCAAACCAAGGGCAAAGGGAGUUCAAAAAUGAGGUCUUGUUGAUCUCCAAACUCCAGCAUAGGAAUCUUGUCAAGCUGCUUGGUUUCUGUAUUAAAAAAGAAGAAACAUUGUUGGUUUAUGAAUAUAUGCCAAACAAAAGUCUAGACUACUUCCUCUUCGAUGAUAAAAAACGGUCAUUACUUAAAUGGAAAAAGAGAUUAGAUAUCAUAAUUGGAAUAGCUCGAGGGCUUCUUUAUCUCCAUAGAGAUUCAAGACUUGUAAUUAUACAUAGAGAUCUCAAAGUAAGUAAUAUACUACUCGACAAUAAGAUGAAUCCAAAAAUUUCAGACUUUGGUAUGGCGCGUAUGUUUGCUGAAGAUCAAACUAUCACUAAAACCAAAAGAGUUGUAGGGACGUAUGGUUAUAUGCCUCCUGAAUAUGUGAUGGACGGAUAUUUUUCAACGAAAUCCGAUAUCUAUAGCUUUGGAGUUAUUCUUCUAGAAAUCGUAAGUGGUAAAAAAAAUAAAGGCUUCUUCCAUCUGGAACAUCACUUAAAUCUUCUUGGACACGCAUGGACGCUUUGGGAGGAAGGAAAUGCUUUAGAAUUAAUGGAUGAAACAUUGAAGGAUGAAUUCCAAAACUGUGAAGCCUUGCGAUGCAUUCAAGUAGGUCUUUUGUGCGUUCAAGAGAAUCCAGAUGAAAGGCCAACCAUGUGGUCAGUACUUUUAAUGUUAGAGAGUGAAAGUAUGUUAUUACCUCAUCCUCAACAACCUGGAUUUUACACAGGAAGAAAUGUUUCUAAGACCCAUAAAUUACGUCCAAUUGAUCAAACCCCCAUGAUCUCCAAUAAUGUAACCAUUACACUACUUGAAGGUCGUUAGUAAAUAAUUAUCUAUGAUAAAGUCAAUUAUAAAGAGUACCUUUCUUUGCAUUAUUGUUUAAGAUUGUUAAUGUGUUAAGAAUUGUGGAGACAAAAACAUAUAUAACUAGAUCCAUUUCCAUUUUACUUAACAUA
Molecule: messenger RNA, 2623 nt
Organism: Cucumis sativus (cucumber)
Lineage: Eukaryota; Viridiplantae; Streptophyta; Magnoliopsida; Cucurbitales; Cucurbitaceae
Product: G-type lectin S-receptor-like serine/threonine-protein kinase At4g27290
Exons: 6
Coding region: 60-2489 (809 amino acids)
Biological process (GO): recognition of pollen; protein phosphorylation
Molecular function (GO): ATP binding; protein serine/threonine kinase activity
Source: RefSeq, a predicted model, not a curated record